Molecule: messenger RNA, 1911 nt
Organism: Aureobasidium melanogenum CBS 110374
Lineage: Eukaryota; Fungi; Ascomycota; Dothideomycetes; Dothideales; Saccotheciaceae
Exons: 2
Coding region: 1-1911 (636 amino acids)
Source: RefSeq, a predicted model, not a curated record
AUGGGUCCUGAGAGCGCCUUGCCGUGCUCACCUGAGUUCGAGAGCCCAGAGCAAUAUGUCGACUCCUUGCUGGAUUUUAUUGCAUCUUCUGAAUUGUUGCAUGCCCUCUGUGGUGGUGUCCAUGUACUUGACUUCUUCACGCGCAAACCGGAUCUUUAUACCUUGGUGAUUGAGCCAGAAUGGCGAGACUUUUUCCGAGCACACGACAUAAUGGACAUUCUGGAUCUACUCAUGCGGGAAGACCUGAACAUUUUCAACUCAGAAACGAAUUCUUGGAGAGAAGGUCCUGUACCGCCGGAAUCUUUGUUGCAAUAUAUCAAGCAAAUCAGAAGGUUAUCACUUCGACGGGAACACACGCCAAUCAACAGAAAAGACCGAAAAGGAGCCAACGGACCAAAAACUUCACAUACACUUGCCCGUCAGGUAGCCGUCGGCAUGAAUGUCAAGAAAAUCCACGAAGUUGAUAAUUUCUGUCGGUAUCUUGACAAACUGACUACUGAAAUUGCCGAGUCUACGAAUCAGGAGAUUACACAUUUGGUUGACUUUGGAGCUGGCCAGAAUUACUUGGGUAGAGCGCUGGCAUCGGAACCAUACAACAAACACAUUAUCGCUUUGGAGAGUAGAGCACACAACAUUGAGGGAGCGAGAAACUGGGAUGUGCUUGCCAAACUAGCGCCAAAGCAACAGACCAUGGUAAACAAGAAGGAAUGGAGACUUCAGCAACAAGCACUUGCCGAACAAGGCAUUUCCGAGAAAGAACCGCAAAAACAAGAUCUCAAAGGAGAAAGAGGGUUUCGCGCAGAAGCUCCUGCCGAAGAAGAAAAGCCUGCACAAGCAACUCUCAAGAUCUCAAAUUCAGGAGUUGGCAGCAUCCAAUAUGUCGAACACUACAUAAAGGACGGCGACCUCUCACGCGUAGUGCCUCAGAUUGUAGAUCAGGAUGCUGUACGAGAGAAGGUGACCUCAGACCUCGAGACCGCCACAACAGAAGCACCACCCUCAAAACAGAUUCCCGACAAUUUCGUCGAGGGUAACCUUCAACUUGACAACUCGAUCAAGGCUCAAGAUCCUCGCCUUCUCAUCAUAUCUCUGCAUAGCUGUGGUAAUCUCGUCCACCACGGUAUCCGCUCUCUCCUACUCAACCCCGCCGUUUCUGCAGUGGCCUUAGUCGGCUGCUGCUAUAAUCUGGUGACAGAACGUCUAGGCCCUCCAACAUACAAGCUACCAUCUCUAAGAUCAAAUCACCCUCGUCUAACAGAAACCUCCGAAGCCCAUGACCCGCACGGUUUCCCAAUGUCCUCACGCCUCUGCAACCAAGACACAUCCAGUGGAAAGGGCGUCCGUCUCAACAUCACAGCCCGCAUGAUGGCCGUCCAAGCACCCCAAAACUGGGGCAAGAGAGAUUCAGAGGAUUUCUUCAAACGCCACUUCUACCGCGCUUUGUUGCAGAGAAUCUUCAUGGAUAAGGGUAUUGUACCUGCUCCAGAGCCCGCGGAUGUGGAAAACAACAACGGAAGUCCUCUGGGUUGGUCGGCUGGUGGAGGCACUGCACCCAUCAUCCUCGGCUCACUGCGAAAAUCGUGCUACGAAUCUUUUGUAGCGUACGUCCGAGGCGCUCUCGAAAAACUCAUCAACGACCCCACUCGAGGCGAGUUGUUCAAGGAGAAGAUGUCUACAAUGAGGGACGAGGAGAUCUGUCAAUAUGAAUCAGACUUCAAGGAACGAGGCAAAGAGUUGAGUGUCAUGUGGAGUUUGAUGGCGUUCAGUGCUGGAGUCAUCGAAGCUGCUAUCGUGGUGGAUAGAUGGUUGUUCCUCAAGGAGCAAGAUGAGGUUGCUGAUGCUUGGGUGGAGCCGGUGUUUGAGUUUAGACACAGUCCAAGGAAUUUGGUCGUGGUUGGAAUCAAGAAGUAG